Drosophila erecta is the source of this 1308-nucleotide messenger RNA. RefSeq names its product peritrophin-48. The transcript has 2 exons. Gene Ontology annotation, cellular component: extracellular region. The coding region runs from base 60 to 1253 and encodes 397 amino acids. Gene Ontology annotation, molecular function: chitin binding. The record is from RefSeq and is a predicted model, not a curated record. Lineage: Eukaryota; Metazoa; Arthropoda; Insecta; Diptera; Drosophilidae.
CAAGUCCAUGCACCACAAACAGUAUUCAACUAGGAGCCACCAAAAGAAGAAGCAAAAUAAUGGGUGGACAAAAAGCAGCCAUCCUCGCUGCCGUGGCGCUAGUGAUCGCCUGUGCCGCUCCAGCAACAGCCGAUGUGAAUGUCACCGCCUUGUGCCUGCUGGUCAGCAAUGGCAACUACGUGGCCAGCCAGUCGGACUGCUCGACCUACUACCAGUGCCAGGGAGCCUCGUUUACGGCGUUGUCCUGUCCCCAGGGCUACUACUUCGACAAGAAUGCCCAGCAGUGCACGGCCUCUGUGCCGAGCACCUGCACCAGCAACGCUGAUCCCUGUCAGGGCAAGGCGGUGGGAACCUUCGCGGCAUCCAGUUCGUCCUGCGGUGGCUACUACUACUGCGGGGCCUCCGGCGCUGUGGCGGGCAGUUGUCCUGCUGGCGAGAACUUCAAUCCCACCACAAUGGCCUGUGUGUACCAGAACAGUUAUCCCUGCACCGAGUCCUCCGGCAGUGACUCUGGCGAGUCGUUCACCCUCAACCUGUGCAAUCUCGUUAGCAAUGGCGUCUACUUCGGCAGCCCUUCCAACUGCAAUGGCUGGAACUUCUGCCAGGACAACGUGCUGCACUCGGGAUCCUGCGGAGCUGGUCUAGUGUUCAAUGUGCAGGCUAGCAACUGCGGCUACCAGAUGGACUCGUCCUGCGCCCAGGUCACCAACGAUCCGUCCCUGACCGGAGUUUCUGCUCCGACCACUUGCUCCUCGGCGGGAUCGAUCAUCGCAGCCACCGCAUGCAACCAGUACUACCAGUGCUCCGCCGGCAACUAUCAGCUGAUGACCUGUCCCUCGGGAUACUACUAUGAUACCAUCUCGAUGGCGUGUGUGACCAGGAUGCAAGCGAGGAACAACUGCGAUAGAUGUGUUGGCACCACUGCCACCUUCGUGAACGCCUACUCGACCACCAACUGCUCCGAUUACUUGUACUGCGUGAACGGUGUCCAGAAGGGGGUGGAGAGCUGCCCCAUUAACUACUACUUCAACGAGAUCUCCGGAUCCUGCGUGAACGGUGUGGAGCCCACGUUCCACUGCUGUAAUCCCACGGAAAGCGAUGGAGCCUCGUCGACGGCGACGACGACUUCCUCUGGAUCGACUUCCUCUGGAUCGACUUCCUCCGUAACUCCUUCCGUAACUCCAUCCGUAACUCCAUCCGCAACUCCAUCUGUAACUCCAUCUGUUACUACAAGUACAACCACAAAAAAAUAAUUGAUAUAGCAUUUCUGCCAAAAAUAAAAGGCGUUAUAUAAUUCAGCAAACAAAA